AUUUUGGAGGAGUGGAGAAUCGAGGGUUUUGGGACGGGAAAUUUUCAGGAAUUCUUUCAUCUUUUUGCUGCACCAGGCACCAUUUUCGAUUGACCGGCUAUCGCACGAUGGGAUUCAACGCAUGCGCAGCUGUGGCCAAUCGACACGAGAAACAGUUCGGAAGUUCCCGCGCCUUCGACCGGACACAGAAAACACGUACGUCUUCCUCAUUUAUUACCGGACCUUUCAAGGGACUUGGAACCAUUGUCACGUGCCUGUCGUCUUGCUAGGAUUUAUAACAUCGACGAAAUAUUUUCGGAGGCAGUCUAUGGUCCGAAGUCAUGAAGCGAGGAUGGAUCUUGUCCGGGUGGAUUUACUUAAUUCUACAGGUGAUUGAGGUAACGAGUCAUGGACGUCUCAUGGAUCCUCCAGCUAGAAAUAGCAUGUGGCGAUUUGGCUUUCCAAAUCCAGUGAAUUACAACGACAACGAGCUGUUCUGCGGCGGCUAUGCCGUUCAGUGGGUGCAGAAUGAAGGCCAAUGUGGAAUAUGCGGUGAUGCUUAUCAUUUGAAAGAACCAAGACCUCAUGAAGCCGGUGGAGAAUUCGCUAAGGGCACCAUUACGAGACAUUACACUGCAGGACAGGAGAUAGACAUUGAGAUUGAAUUGACAGCUAAUCAUCAAGGCCACUUCGAGUUGUACCUUUGCCCCAACAACAAUCCAAGGCUUCCAGCGACUCAAGACUGCUUCACCAAUUAUCCACUGUACCUUGCUGGUACGCAAGAAGUGAAAUUCGUAAUACCAGAGGACAGUGAUAAAAAAGCUGUUUUUCGGUACAGAGUCGCAUUACCGAAUUACCUCACCUGCUCUCAAUGCGUAAUUCAGUGGAAUUAUUAUACAGGAAAUAUGUGGGGCACAUGUGCCAAUGGGACUGAAGCCGUUGGUUGUGGCAGACCCGAGACCUUCAGAAAUUGCGCCGAUGUUAAUAUUGUCACCAGCACUGGCGCUGUACCACCUGCAUUUGUUCAUCAGCAGGACAAUCCGUUUGUUCUUUACUAUCAGGAUUACAGAUUGGAGAAUCAGGUUGUACCGCUUAUUAUCAGAUCGCAGCUGUGUGUACCACAUAAUCAGUACAGAUUUAUACCUGGUAUGGAUAAUUGGUGUCAGACCAAUUGUUUGAGGUAUCCACCUCAUUGCCCAAUGGAUAUAUGCACUUGUCCGGAGGAGUGCACAGCAAUCGGCGAAUUAGAAGGAAAAACCGGUGCAGACGUCUACUGCAUGGAUAGAUGCUUGGUGUACCCCUCAGACUGUCCCACCAAUCGCUGUCAAUGUUUUUAGUGCCGCAACUUGGUUAAAUAAAAAGAAAUAAUAAUCCACUAACAAAUGAUGAUAAAUAAAAACCACAAUAUACAUCUUACU
This is a messenger RNA of Fopius arisanus, 1397 nucleotides long. RefSeq lists its product as uncharacterized. The transcript has 8 exons. The record is from RefSeq and is a predicted model, not a curated record. NCBI's taxonomy places the organism in Eukaryota, Metazoa, Arthropoda, Insecta, Hymenoptera, Braconidae. The coding region runs from base 321 to 1316 and encodes 331 amino acids.